Messenger RNA from Effrenium voratum, 366 nucleotides. NCBI's taxonomy places the organism in Eukaryota, Dinophyceae, Suessiales, Symbiodiniaceae. The record is from the annotation of a GenBank genome assembly.
AUGCCGGUCCUCGUGGUCGAUGACUACAAAACGAUGAUUCGCAUCAUUCGGAACCUGUUGAAGCAACUUGGUUUCGAAGACAUCGACGAUGCCGCGGACGGCACCGAAGCCCUGGAAAAAAUGAAGCAGCGCCGUUACGGCCUGGUCAUUUCGGACUGGAAUAUGGAGCCGAUGACCGGCUACGAACUGCUCAAGCAGGUUCGUUCCGAUUCUGGUCUCAGCAAAACCCCGUUCAUUAUGGUCACUGCGGAAUCCAAGACGGAAAACGUCAUUGCCGCAAAGAAAGCCGGUGUGAACAACUACAUCGUGAAGCCGUUCAAUGCUCAGACGCUCAAGGGCAAGAUCGAAGCUGUUUUCUCCGAGUGA